AUGGAUUUUCCAACGCAGCAAUUAUGCCAUCAUUUCUCUCUUGCUGACAUUCAACUAGCAACCCAAAACUUCAACGAUGGAAUGGCUGUUGGUCAAGGAGGUUUUGGAAAGGUCUACAAAGGCUAUAUCCAGACCCAAAAGAGUAGUAACUCCAUUGUCGCGAUCAAACGUUUAGAUUCGAUGUCUGAUCAAGGAGCACCGGAGUUUAAGGCUGAAGUGGAGAUGCUUUCUAGGCUGAGACAUUCUCACCUAGUGUCUCUACUUGGGUGUUGUGUUGAUGGCGAGGAGAUGAUCCUUGUUUACGAGUACAUGCCCCAUGAAACUCUAUACCAUCAUCUGCACAAAACUAAUACCCCUUUAACUUGGAUGCAGAGACUCAAGAUAAGCAUUGGGGCUGCACGUGGGUUGGAUUAUCUCCACACUGGUACAGGUACCAACCAUGGAGUCAUUCAUCGAGAUGUGAAGAGCUCAAACAUUCUGCUGGAUGAGUAUUGGGAAGCCAAGAUAUCAGAUUUUGGGUUGGCCACGAUCUGUCCUAUAAAUCAAUCAUCUACAUACGUCAAUGCUGUCAUUAAAGGAACAUUUGGGUAUCUUGAUCCAGAGAUAUUUAUGACUGGAAAAUUCACACGUAAAACAGAUGUUUUUGCCUUUGGAGUGGUAUUGUUUGAAUUGCUAUCUGGACGGCAUGCAGUCCUUCCUGACGGCGAUGAGGAUUUGAGUUUGGCAACAUGGGCUAAAAAAUGUGUUAGAAAGGGGAAAUUAGAUCAGGUAGUUUCUGCCGAAAUAAAAGAGCAAUUGUUUCCCAAAAGUUUAAAGGAGUUUUCCCAAAUUGCAUACCGCUGCUUGCAUACAGAUCCAAAAGAACGGCCUACAAUGUCUGAGGUGGUGCUAGCACUUCAACAAACAGAGUCAUUACAGCUGAAGUUUUUAAAUGAUUCUAUAAAACCUGCAGGCGUUUUUGGCUUCGCUUGGAAAAUGCCAAGUUACUUUGCUCUCCCAACUAAGGAUAUCUCUGGACAUACUGAUACGAAUCCAACAAGAAACAGCAAAAACAACAAUCGUUACAAUCCAGUGCUUCCUAAAAUCGAGCAAAUUCAUUCCCAUGAUAUUAAAAUAUUUUCAUAUACCGAUCUCAAAAGGGCUACAAGGAACUUUCAGAAUGCUUCAAGGUGCCGGUGGGGUUUGGUCUUCUUAGGUUGGGUCCAUGAGAAGACAUAUUCCCCUUCAGAGAAAGGAGUUGGAUUGGCCAUUACAGUGAUGCAUUUUUUGGAGAAGCCUGAGGGAAACUUAAAACUGUUGAGCGAAUUUAGUCAUCCGAACCUUCAUCGGGUUCUAGGAUACUGCCUAGAAGAUGGAAGAUUCUACCUUGUACAUGAGUUCUUGGAGGAAAGGAGCUUAAGGGAUCACUUAUACGAAGGAGAUGCAGCAGAACUACCCUUUACUAUGAGGGUUAAAAUAGUAAUAGGAGUUGCUCGUGCCUUGGUUUUCUUAAAACGUAAGCGGCUGAUUGUCAAAAACUGGAUGCUAAAUACACAUGAGAUUUGGUUUGAUGAGGAUUUCAAUGCAAAGCUUCUUUAUUUCGAUGGGGCAAAGCUGGUAAUUCAAAUGCCCCGGCCAUUAGCAGUUGCCUGGUCACCUUGGGUAAGACAGUGUGAUUCUGAGGGUAUUGCACUGUUACUGAUGGAGAUACUUAUAGCGCAGCCUGUUAUAACAAGCAUGGAUUUCGGGAAACUACAUUUUUACCGUUUGUCCCAUGUACUCAAGGACAUGUCAGAUAAGAAGAUCAAAAAUCUUGUGGAUCCGCGAAUGAAACUACGUGCUUCUCAAAUCAAGAGAGUGCGCGAGUUAAUUUCUCUAAUAUACAAAAUCUAUGAAAGCCCUUACAAUCUGGAGGAUGCCUUGUUGGAGUUAGAACAGUUUUAUUUCAGAAUGACAUAG
Erigeron canadensis is the source of this 1938-nucleotide messenger RNA. RefSeq names its product probable receptor-like protein kinase At1g30570. NCBI's taxonomy places the organism in Eukaryota, Viridiplantae, Streptophyta, Magnoliopsida, Asterales, Asteraceae. Gene Ontology annotation, cellular component: plasmodesma; plasma membrane. Gene Ontology annotation, molecular function: transmembrane receptor protein tyrosine kinase activity; ATP binding. Gene Ontology annotation, biological process: protein autophosphorylation. The record is from RefSeq and is a predicted model, not a curated record. The transcript has 6 exons. Bases 1 to 1938 code for a protein of 645 amino acids.